AUGGCCCCCAGUUGUGGAUGGCUCAUCUGCAAGCCCAAGACAAACAAGUCUGAUGUCAAAGAAUUCCAUGUUAACGUCGAUAUUGCUAAGGCUCAGGCCAACGCCGCUGGCUUCACCAAGUGCAAGAGCGGCGACCUCACGACUUCAAGAACGCCGACAAGAUUCAGUGGGAUCAAGGAGUACAAAAAGGGCAAUAAGUCUGAUGAUCAGGAUAAAACCCCUAUCCGCGUCGUGUACGUCCAGACGAAGGACAAAAAGCUCCAGUUCUGUGGCGUCAUGAUCCAUCUCGAUGUCCUCGUCGACUACCAGGGCUCGGGGUAUUUUGCCAAGUGCAAUCCUUGA
Aspergillus japonicus CBS 114.51 is the source of this 342-nucleotide messenger RNA. RefSeq lists its product as uncharacterized. The transcript has 3 exons. Lineage: Eukaryota; Fungi; Ascomycota; Eurotiomycetes; Eurotiales; Aspergillaceae. Bases 1 to 342 code for a protein of 113 amino acids. Gene Ontology annotation, molecular function: RNA binding; RNA nuclease activity. The record is from RefSeq and is a predicted model, not a curated record.